Messenger RNA from Arabidopsis lyrata subsp. lyrata, 3347 nucleotides. RefSeq lists its product as uncharacterized. The record is from RefSeq and is a predicted model, not a curated record. NCBI's taxonomy places the organism in Eukaryota, Viridiplantae, Streptophyta, Magnoliopsida, Brassicales, Brassicaceae. Bases 500 to 2971 code for a protein of 823 amino acids. The transcript has 4 exons.
ACAGCGACGAGGAAAAAAAAAAAAAAACUAAAAUCAUUAAAACUUUAGUUUAUUUUAUUUAGUAAACAGUAUGUUUAUUUAAUACUUAGGGAACCUGAUACCACUUUGAUGUGUUAGUGCGUGGUUCUUGUUCAUCUCUCUCUAAGAAAAUAUUUUCUUCUGCCAAGAAAACCAUUUCUGAAAAUAAUCAAAAGUGUAUUUACUGGUAUAAUUUCUUUGUUUUUUUUUUAAAUCUGAAACUUUAUUUUAGCAACUCUCUUCUUCUUCUUCUCUCUUCGUCGUCUUCUACUUCUUUGUUGUUUUUUGUAUUGUCUCACCGAUUUACAGUUUCUUGUUCUUACAUCAUAACAAAGUUUCAAAGAUCCAAACUUGUAUUCUUCAAAAAUAGGUUUCAUAGGCUCACAAAUUUGGUAUAAUAAAGAUCUGGUGUUAUGCAGAAGAGCAGGGUCAAGGUUAAAAGUGAAGAAGUGAAUAGUAGUAACAGUGGAAGAAGAAUCAAAUGUUCUUAUCAUCCACUGAUCAAACAAGUCCUUCUAACAACAAUCCAUCAUCUUCUUCUAAUUUCUUACAUCUGACCAACUCUAGUGAUGAGUUAGGUCAAUCACAUCUUUCAAGUUUCUCCAUCAGAGAUUAUGCAUUUAGUUACCGGACCAAGAACAUCAAGAAAAGCUGGCCUUUUUCCUCAACAAGUUUGCAACUUUGUUUAAAACAUGGCUUAAGUGAUCCAUUGCCACCAAUUCAGCCUCUUGGCACUGUGAUAAGCCAUCCUCCUGAAGUGAAGAAGCCAAACAUAACUCAUGUCGAAGCGAUAAGUAACAAGAAAAAGUCAGAGAAACUUGGCUCUAAUCAGACAUUAGUAGAGAUUAAACAAGGCUUUGAGAAUGGUUUGUUGGCGAGUGGUUCGAAAUCCAAAAUACAAGUAGCUAUGGCUAACAAGAAUCCUAGAAAAAAGGGUGGGUUAGUAGUGAAACCUGGAGCUUGUGUAGAUAGCGGAUCAAAAGAAGAUCAUAGUUGCCUCUUUUCAGCUUCUGAAUCUAUGGCUUUGAGAACUUGUCCCAUCUGCAAAACCUUCUCGUCUGCUUCUAACACUACUUUAAAUGCGCACAUGGAUCAGUGUCUGUCUGUUGACUCGGGACAGCAGCUGAUUAGUAAGCCAAACAGGCCUAAGACUAAGCCACGGUUGAAAGUUAAAUCGAUGAGUGAUAUCUACGCUUCUGCGAAAGAAGGCACAUUAGAAGAUCUUGAUAAAAGAAAUGGAACUAAGUGGGCUAUGAUUUCGAGCUACUCUAACCGGGUUGUGUCUGAUAAUAAACAUGAAGUCGUCAACAAAGAAAAGAAGCGGAGCGUGUUGCGUGUUCGCAUUGAUGAAGAUGCUGCUGGCAUUGGACCUGUUUACAUUGAUGCUAAGGGCCAAAAACUGCGGAUUUUAUCUAAGUUUAACGAGAAAGCUUCUGAUCCAUCAAGAGAGUAUGAAGAUGUUUGUGAGAAGAAAUCUUCUAGUGAAGGUAAAGGGAGCAAAAGCUUGAAGAAAAAACUUCGGGGAGAGAAAUAUUACAAGCAUCGUAAACUAGUUCCUCAAACCAGAAAAGUCACUGUUCGUAAAGGCAAUGCUUCAGAGAUGCCAGAGUAUUCAAGAGGAUAUUCUAAAGAAGGUAAAGACUUUGAGAGGUUAGAAACUUCAGGUCCUGGUCAGCGUAGAAUUUUCAACCAGCGGAUAUUAACAAAACGUCGUCUUUCAAGACAUGGAAAUAAGAAUGGGACAAAAUUUUGUGACCAGCCAUCUGAGAAUGGACAUUCAUUGUCAGAAGAUCCUCUUGUAUCAAGAGGUCCAAGUCAUGUGAGUACUGAUUUAUCCGAGACAGUUUCUUCUCCUAUAAACAGUCUAGGGUCAUGGAGAAUUUGUGGGGAGAGCCAAGUCUCUGGAAAGAGCUGGGCUUUGUCUAGGAACAAAAGCGUUGAAAGUGAUUUAUUUGUAGCAAAUCCCUUGAGAUGUUCAAUACCUGUGGAGAAGGAGUUUUCAUCCAAGGCAAAAGGCAUCAUGAAGUUCAAGAAAGCUCGAUUGGAUUUCUCAGAGAAUGAAGAUACAGGGAAAUGGGAGUCUGAAAUGACUCAAGAACGUGAACUAAGUGAUUAUGAUGAUUGGGAUGCUGAUGAUGGAGAAACUGAUAAGGUUGUGCUAAGCUCAAAUCCUUCGUUUAGCGGGGAAGAUAAUGAUUAUGACAGCUUUGAAGAGACUGGUUAUAAUAACAAAGGAGAUGAUGCUAUGUUGGACAAAAAUAAUGAUGCAGAUGUUGAGUUUGAAAGUAUGAUUUAUGAGAAAACUGGUUGCGAAACUGCGGAACAAGAAAGCUCGUUCAUGGAGGUUGAUCCCAUUCCUAUUCCAGGACCUCCGGGAUCAUUUUUACCGAGUCCUUGGGAUAUGGGAACUGAUGCAAUUGAACAUCAUGGAAAUUCUUCAGUUAUUACAAGCCAAGUCCACUCUUCACAAGAUCAGUUUGAUCUCACUGACAGAAAUUCAUCGGAAUCACCUGUUUCAGCGAUUUCACACUUUGCCGCUCCUGAAACACAGACAUUAAGUCUUCCUAACAUCAUAACCACUGACAAGAGACCUUCCAGAUUCAGAGACAGUGAUCAAUCAUGUUGUUGCCAAAGAAAGGAGAAAGCUCUUGAAGAUACCACAUUUUGUCAACCACCACAACGCAUGAUCCAACAAGAUUUGGAUUUCCUGAGUAAGUCUGUGCCUGCGGUUCCUUCAAAUCCCAACCCGGUGUUGCGGCUAAUGGGAAAGGAUUUGAUGGUUAUUAACCAAAGAGAAGAGCCUUCACACAACGAAUCAAGUCCAAAACCAACCUCUCAGUUUCUACAUCUUUCUAAGACACAACAAGCGUCUCCUGCUGUUAAUCAUCUUCAUCGUCCUUACAGUGGGAGCGGUUAUUUCGACACCAGCACAAGGUUUUACAACAUUCCAUGAAAAUUCAGAUCAAGAACUCUACUUUUCUCCAAGAUACGAUAUAUUCCAUGGCAUUUCAGAUCAAAGUCCAGGCAUUUUCCUUAAGCUUGAGAAUCUUGAGAAGCUAGGCACCUGAAGCUCUCAUGUUUCUCUUUGAUAAAGAGGUUGAGAAUCACAAAGUGGCUGCUUUAGAAGAAAUGGUGAGAUAGAUUAUCUCCUCAUAGGAUGAUAUGAGAGAACUCCACUAAGGUAAAAGGACCCCACUUUUGUUCAAAACUUGUUUUAAAGAUGAAACUUAUUAUAAUGUUAUGAAAACGAAUUUUAAAUAAAAUAUAUAAGAGUUAACAUCAUGAUGCUUCUCUUUAUAUAGAUAUAAAUAAAUGUAUGGUUGAAAUCA